Messenger RNA from Cervus elaphus (red deer), 1472 nucleotides. It is a transcript of the gene SNX32, whose product is annotated as sorting nexin 32. NCBI's taxonomy places the organism in Eukaryota, Metazoa, Chordata, Mammalia, Artiodactyla, Cervidae. Gene Ontology annotation, molecular function: phosphatidylinositol binding. The record is from RefSeq and is a predicted model, not a curated record. Gene Ontology annotation, cellular component: endosome.
AUGGGGGUGGCGGUGGUCAGUCACGUCAGGGCCCUCCCACAGGCCUCCUCCAAGUCAGUGGGCCUGCAGGGAGACAGCUCCUUGCAGGUGGAGAUCUCUGAUGCCGUCAGCGAGGAGCGGGACAAGGUGAAAUUCACUGUUCAGACCAAGGUAACAUUGCACCGGGACUUCCGGAGCUGCCUGCCUCACUUCGCCCAGACUGAGUUCUCCGUCGUGCGACAGCAUGAGGAAUUCAUCUGGCUGCACGGUGCCUACGAGGGAGGUGUAUGCCGGCCUCCCCGUGAGGGGGAGCCAGCCUGGGAGAACAGGGGGUAUGCCGGUCUCCCCCUGAAUCCCCCAGCCCCUCCACGGUCAGACUUUGAGGCUUCAAAGGAAAAACUGCAGAAGCUGGAUGAGGAAGACCGCUCAAUCACGCGGCAAGAGUUUGCCAAAAUGAAGCAGGAGCUUGAAGCGUGACUGCCUGCUGUCCUCUGUGGGGAAUACCUGGCUAUCUUCAAGAAGACAGUUACGAUCCAUGAAGUCUCUCUGCAGCAACUGGCAGCUCACCCCACCUUGUGUCGAGACCACAACUUCUUUGUCUUUUUGGAAUAUAGCCAGGAUCUGACUGUCCGAGGAAAGAACAGGAAGGAGCACCUUGGGUUUCUGAGGAAUAUCAUGAAGUCUGCAGAUGAAGCCCUCAUCACUGGGAUGUCAGGGCUCAAGGAGGUGGAUGACUUCUUUGAGUGUGAGAGGGCCUUCCUGCUGGAGUACCACACCUGCAUCCAGGACGCCUGUCUGUGGGCAGACCAAGUCAUGCACUCAUGAGUACACCCAUGCCUGGCAGAUGAUUACAUGCCUAUCUCAGCUGCACUGAGCAGUCUGGGAUCACAGGAAGUCAACCAGCUAAACACGAGCUUCUUCAAAUUGGCAGAGCUCUUUGAACGGUUAAGGGAGCUGGAGGGCCAAGUGGCCUCUAACGAGGACCUGAAGCUGUCAGACAUGCUGAGAUACUACAUGCGAGACUCCCAGGCAGCCAAGGAUCCUGUGCCCUUGCCGGCCCCAGGACUGCUGUCCUGGCAGCUGCUGGCUCUGGCAGACUACAAGAAUGCCAACAAGGCGCUGGACAGGGCCCGCACCAUCAACCAGGUGUGGGCUACAGAGAGCCAUCAACCCUGUGCCUCUCGGACUCAGCCAGGCAGGCUAAGGUCGUCAUUGCUCUCCUCUCCAGAGCUCAUGGACUUCAAAUCCCAUGGAUCUUCCUUCCAUGAGAACCUCACUGAGCUGGGCGAGCUGGAGCUCAAAGACGCCAAAGCCAGCACCCUGCUUCUCCGGAGCACCCUUGUCAUCCUCAAGGGGGAGCCUUAGAGCUACCAAAAGCCCCCAGAUCUCCCACUCCAGACAGGCUGCCUUCCAGCCCUAGGAGCCACUUACUAUGCCCCUUCUCAGGGCAAGCCCCACCCCUGCCCCAAGGUGCCAGGCCCUGCCAAAGGGAG